This is a messenger RNA of Saccostrea cuccullata (small rock oyster), 770 nucleotides long. RefSeq lists its product as uncharacterized. The record is from RefSeq and is a predicted model, not a curated record. The transcript is spliced from 4 exons. Lineage: Eukaryota; Metazoa; Mollusca; Bivalvia; Ostreida; Ostreidae. The coding region runs from base 6 to 770 and encodes 254 amino acids.
UAACAAUGACAAAAUAUAAUCUAAUUACGUUUUCUUUUAUUGUGUGCAAAUUUGUUCUUUCCACCAAUGACAGUCGUCAGAUAUCUCUUUGCUACGCAGGAUACUUUUGGAGCAAAGAAAAUGCAAUGUGUGAGAAGUGUCCUGUUGGUUACCAUAAUAUAAACUGCUCAGAAAGGUGCAAAUAUCCUAGCUUUGGAGAAGAUUGUCAAGGCGGGUGCAAAUGUAGAGAAAAUCUUUGCGAUUUUGUACUAGGAUGUCUUCAACAGAGAACUACCAGGUAUUUUGGAACAUCAGCUGUAUCUGAAAACACUUUGAGUACCGAAGAACUUGCAUUUCAAACAACCAAGAUGAUAAGUACAAUAAAACAGCAUGAGACGAAAGCGGACUUUAUUUUGUACGGAAUUUUUAUCCUAGUUGGCGUUUUUGUGACGCUGUUUGGUGUUUUUGUCGCUACUUAUCUUUAUAAACAAUGUUUUCGAAAAAGAGCUACUAGCAAUAGAUACGGCACAGCCGAAUUAACUGCUGUUGACAGGUACAAAGGACUGGAAAAUAAGAAAAUUAUGAUAAAUGAUUCCAGUGAAAAUACAUCAGAUCCCGUCUAUCUCGAUCCAAUUUGUAGUCUUCCACCAUUUGAUAGCUCUGAAUCAAACCAAUCGUCAUUGCAGAAAGCGAGCGUUUAUCUAGAGGUAAUCCACAGUAAAUGUAGUGACGAAUCAUUGCCUUCUAGUGAUGAAAACUCUUCUACUGGUAAUGUUGUGGUCAUACCAUAA